AACAGAGAAGUGAAUCACAGUGAGAUUAAGCCGGCACAAGAGGCAUUAUGAUAUAUCUGACUCUCAUCGGCCAAGGUCCAUCCCAGAGCCUUCCCCACCAAAUCAGGUUUGACAUUCAACUCCACUUCUGCAAAGAGGCUCGCCGGCUGGCCAAGAACUAUGACGAGGCGCAAGCCCAAAGUCUCAUUCAUGCCCUCAAUGGUCUUUUGAGAGAUCUUCAAGGUCUUCUGGCCCGGUCAAAGUCACUUAGCCGCGAAGUCCAGUACCGAAUCACACCAUCCAAUCAGCGCACGACAAAAGUCCUUUCUGUGGAGUCACUCGACGUCGCUACCAUCGAUCAAGUUCGCGAGAAAUUCAAUGACGACGUUGAUGGUUUUUGGACCCCUUCUGACGACGUUGUCCAUAACGAGUUGCGGCGACGACUUGCAUGUGUCGUAAUUUUCCUCCGGUCGAAGCUGGAAGCUGAGGUGUGGGUGCCUCCACAGAUCGCCAGCACCAUUCGUGGCCAACAGAACUACCAGGAGCUUCGACACUCGGGAAGGAAAUAUAUCAAUAUUGCCCGGAAGCUUGGCGGUCUCGGAGCACUCCUAUGGCUUCCACUGGAAAUCCCACCUUCAACCUACGAGAGAUAUCUCAAUAUUGAUGACGAGGGAGUCUUCAUUCAUUUGAAAGCCCUAGGUCCACGGAAGACUCAAAACUACACUGAUCUUGUGCAGCGACUCAUUAUAAGUCAACUUGGUGAUCGCUCCCCAUCAUGCUCGUACUAUAACCUCUGCGUUGAUUUUUCAGAUGUUGUUCCAGCCUCGGACCAAUUGUUCCUGGUGCUGCACGCUCUAGGUGGCUGUGACAUCCCCGAUAUCCUUCUGAAAAGUGUGCGCUUCCCACAGCGGCGAUGGACUAUGGAUGGAGAGAUAUCAGACACCAGCGCGGCCCAAUUUGGCCUCCCCACUGAAUUGAUCGAGCUUUUGUCAGAUGAAAUGGGUCUCGACCAGAAUACGGCAAGCUCUUAUAACACUAAGAGUGCCCUCAAAGAUGUGGGGUCAUUCUUCUCCCACGCCCUGCGCCCUGAAACAAUGGAAGAACUGGGGACUAUAGCCCUGAAGAUGAUCUGCUUCGCCAGUCCGCCAUGCUACGAAGGCAACACGAACUGGCCUGCGCCUUUAAAGAAGGCGAUUUGGCCGUUGUUGGAAAAAGCGGCAAAGACCUACAAAGUGCAGGCGCCACUCAGACCUCAUGUGCUUGAAACCUUCCUCUACUUUUGCGAGAGAGACUUGGUUGCCAUCCGCCGCAUGGCUGUCAAUCACGCAAGGACGUUCUUGCGGAAACCCAUGCCUUACUAUCUGCACGCCUCAGUGGUACUCUUUCGGAGUAUACUCGAUCAUCGACAAAUUCGUGACUUCCUAUGCCAAGGUCCAGAACCACUGACUCGCCGGGACCAUGCACUCCAGGGGCGCCUUCACAUUUCUCAGAUUGAGAACAAGAUCAAGAGCUACGACAGUGACGUGCCCUCCUUCAUCUACAAGUGGGAAGCGGUACAGCCGUUGCUUCAAGGAGUGGCAGCAAGGUUUUUCCAAUCUGUUGGAGAUUUCGUCGCGGCUAGGGCGUCGUUGGAACAGUUCUUGUCCCUAUACACGACCAAUCCGAUACGGCUCAACACUCGCCGUCUCAUUGCCGGCAGACUAGCUGACAUAUAUUGUGAGAUGCAAGAGCAUUCCAAGGUCGUCGAGAUCCUUCGCCCAGAGUUGGACAGCAUCGCCGAGUCUGAUCGUCUACGCCGCCCUUUUCAACGGCUGUUACUAGCCUCAGUGGAAGGCAACAUCGGACUUGACAAACUGGAUGCGGCAGAAUCAGUGCUCAGGGAGCUCCAAAAUGCCAUGCCUUUUGAAUUGGACGACCUUCACGACCAGCAGUUGCACAUGCGCGGGCUCCUUGCUGCUGCGCGUAUAGCCCACAUGAGAUCCGAACACGAUGAGGCUAUGCGGCGAUGGAAGUUUGCUCUCCAAGAGGUCGCACGUAUGUACACUCUCAAGUCGAAGGGUGGGUUCACGGCCGCAAUGAUACACAUGUCUCUGGCUCACGCUCAGCUGACCAGUGGUCACCGCGAUGAGGGUCGACAAUCAUGGUUUGCUGGAAUGGAGAUUUUGAGGAGCGAGAAAUGCGAGUUCUGGAUCCCAAUCGUUCCUACACUGUGGUUACGAAGAAUUGUCACAGAGAUUCAUGAAAUGCAAGGCUGGCCUUUCCGCAUGAUGCUGCCAGGCGGAAAGCCUGAUUUUACAUGGCCCUGA
This is a messenger RNA of Exophiala viscosa, 2285 nucleotides long. RefSeq lists its product as uncharacterized. The record is from RefSeq and is a predicted model, not a curated record. Lineage: Eukaryota; Fungi; Ascomycota; Eurotiomycetes; Chaetothyriales; Herpotrichiellaceae. The transcript has 8 exons. The coding region runs from base 48 to 2285 and encodes 745 amino acids.